CAUUGCUGGUAGUGAAUAUUGGAAUGCAGCCUAAUGCAGCCCAAAAAUACUACGACACAAAGUGUCCAUUAGUCCAUACUGAUAAUACUGUGGUCGGUUUUAUCAAAUAAUUAAUAUGGGUGUAGAUAAACCAAUGGAAUCUUCUUUAACAGGAGAUGAGAUGUCUAAAAAAGCACUUAAAAAGCAGCAGAGGGAGGCACAAAAAGCAGCAAAAAAGGUGGAGAGAAAUGCCCAGUCUCAAGAGUCUACAAAUGAAACUAAAGAUGUAUCUGUGGGAAAAUAUGGACAAAUGAAUAUGAUUCAGAGUAAGGAAAAGUUCCAAGAUAGGAAGUUUACAGUAAUCAAGGAUUUAGAUAUAAGCUUGAAAAAUCAAACAAUUUGGCUAAGAGGUCGCUUACAUACUAGUCGUGCAAAAGGCAAACAAUGCUUUAUUGUGAUAAGACAACAGUCCUACACAGUGCAGGGAUUAGUCUCUAUAAAUGAAAAAAUCAGCAAACAAAUGAUUAAAUUUAUAUCUAACAUUACAAAAGAAUCUAUAAUCGAUGUCAUGGCUGUGGUAAUGCCUGUACCAUUGAAAAUUGAAUCGUGUUCGCAAAAAGAUAUUGAAGUUCAUUUGGAGAAAAUAUUCGUGGUGAGUGCUGCAAAACCGCAACUUCCUUUGCAAAUAGAAGACGCAGCAAGAUCUGUUGGUGAGAUAGAUGAAACAACUCUGAACGUGCGAGUAAAUCAGGAUACUAGAUUAGAUAAUAGAGUUCUGGACUUACGUACUCCAGCCAAUCAAGCGAUUUUCAGAGUGGAAGCUGGUGUUUGUAAACUCUUUAGAGACAUUUUAACGAAGAAGGGCUUUGUUGAAAUUCACACACCUAAAAUCAUUUCUGCAGCCAGUGAAGGUGGGGCAAAUGUAUUUACAGUAUCUUAUUUCAAGAGUAAUGCUUACCUAGCUCAAUCACCACAAUUGUAUAAACAGAUGGCGAUUGCCGCUGAUUUUGACAAGGUUUUUACUAUCGGUGCAGUUUUCAGAGCGGAAGAUUCCAAUACACACAGACAUUUGACAGAAUUUGUAGGUCUUGAUCUAGAAAUGGCUUUCAAAUAUCAUUAUCAUGAAGUAAUGGACACCAUUGGACAGAUGUUUACAGAAUUGUUUAAAGGCUUACGUGACAUUUAUGCAGACGAUAUAGCAGUAGUCAGUCAACAAUAUCCAGUGGAGCCUUUUAAAUUUCUCGAACCAACUUUGAGAUUGGAAUAUCCACAGGCAAUUGAGCUGUUAGCAGAAGCAGGCGUGACUCUGGGAGAAGAGGAUGAUUUAUCGACGCCGGAUGAAAAACUCUUGGGAAAACUUGUUAAAAGCAAAUAUGAUACUGACUUUUACAUUUUGGACAAAUAUCCUCUUGCUGUAAGACCUUUCUAUACUAUGCCGGAUCCAAAUAACCCGAAAGCAUCCAAUUCAUACGAUAUGUUUAUGAGGGGCGAAGAGAUCAUAUCUGGCGCACAACGUAUUCAUGAUCCGAAUUUUCUUACCGAACGCGCUAAACAUCACGGAAUUGAUAUUGAAAAAAUCAAAUCAUAUAUUGACGCCUUCAGAUAUGGCUGCCCGCCACAUGCUGGUGGUGGUAUAGGCAUGGAGCGUGUGGUAAUGCUAUAUCUCGGUCUGGACAAUAUUCGCAAAGUGUCUAUGUUUCCGCGUGAUCCCAAACGGCUUACUCCUUGAGAAACUUAUUAUUCAAUUUCAUUUAAUAAAUAUACUGAGAGGACUCGAAUAAAAUCUUUUACUUUGAAUAU
Messenger RNA from Pogonomyrmex barbatus (red harvester ant), 1779 nucleotides. RefSeq names its product aspartyl-tRNA synthetase (gene AspRS). Gene Ontology annotation, biological process: aspartyl-tRNA aminoacylation. NCBI's taxonomy places the organism in Eukaryota, Metazoa, Arthropoda, Insecta, Hymenoptera, Formicidae. Gene Ontology annotation, molecular function: aspartate-tRNA ligase activity; RNA binding; ATP binding. Gene Ontology annotation, cellular component: aminoacyl-tRNA synthetase multienzyme complex; cytosol; cytoplasm. The record is from RefSeq and is a predicted model, not a curated record.